AUGACUUCCUCCAGUCCCGACCAGCGCCUGGAUCACCUCCUGAGCGCAGUGGAAAGCGAGUUUCAGAAGGGUAGCGAGAAAGGUGACGCGUCGGAGCGGGAUAUUAAACUUUCGCUUGAGGAUGCGGAGUUAUGGACCAAAUUUAAAGAGCUCACCAAUGAAAUGAUCGUCACCAAGACUGGGAGACGGAUGUUUCCCGUGCUCAGAGCCAAUGUCGCAGGCCUCGACCCUAACGCCAUGUACUCGGUUCUGCUGGACUUCGUGGCAGCGGAUAAUAACCGGUGGAAAUAUGUGAACGGGGAAUGGGUGCCGGGCGGGAAACCCGAACCUCAGAGCCCAAGCUGCGUCUACAUCCAUCCAGACUCACCCAACUUCGGCGCUCACUGGAUGAAAGCGCCAGUCUCUUUCAGCAAAGUCAAACUCUCUAACAAACUCAACGGAGGAGGACAGAUUAUGUUGAACUCAUUGCACAAAUACGAACCAAGGAUUCACAUAGUGAAAGUUGGAGGGAUUCAGAAAAUGAUCAGCAGCCAGUCUUUCCCUGAGACCCAGUUUAUUGCUGUCACAGCUUAUCAGAAUGAAGAGAUCACAGCUCUGAAGAUCAAGCACAACCCUUUUGCUAAAGCUUUUCUAGAUGCCAAAGAGAGAAGUGACCACAAGGAAGUCCCAGAUCACACUACUGACAAUCAGCAGUCUGGAUACUCACAACUUGGCGGCUGGUUCUUGCCCAGUAAUGGCCCUAUGGGUCCUAGCAGUAGCCCUCCUCAAUUUAGCGCGGCUCCUGUUCACUCUUCUGGGUCCUACUGCGAACGAUACUCUAGCUUGAGGAACCACAGAGCUGCUCCAUAUCCCAGCCAUUACCCCCAUCGCAGCACUACAACCAAUAACUACAUCGACAAUUCUUCAGGAAAUCUCACCUCUCAUGAUAGCUGGUCAGCUCUGCAGAUACCUAACUCAAGUGGGAUGGGAACCCUAGCCCACACCACCAACACUAGCUCUAACAGUCAGUACCCAAGUUUGUGGUCUGUUGCGGGGACAACCCUCACCCCCUCUGGGUCAGCGUCUGGGUCCAUCACAGGCGGGCUGACAUCUCAGUUUCUGCGCGGCUCUUCGGUGUCCUACUCCGGGCUUACUUCCUCUCUGCCUGUGUCCUCUCCCUCUUCUAUGUACGAUCCAGGCCUGAGUGAAGUUGGAGAUGCCCAGUUCGAGAGCUCCAUCGCCAGGCUUACAGCCUCCUGGGCACCUGUGGCACAAAGCUACUGA
Triplophysa rosa is the source of this 1263-nucleotide messenger RNA. RefSeq names its product T-box transcription factor Ta (gene tbxta). Gene Ontology annotation, molecular function: DNA-binding transcription factor activity, RNA polymerase II-specific; RNA polymerase II cis-regulatory region sequence-specific DNA binding. The transcript is spliced from 8 exons. The record is from RefSeq and is a predicted model, not a curated record. The coding region runs from base 1 to 1263 and encodes 420 amino acids. Lineage: Eukaryota; Metazoa; Chordata; Actinopteri; Cypriniformes; Nemacheilidae. Gene Ontology annotation, biological process: regulation of transcription by RNA polymerase II; somitogenesis; cell fate specification. Gene Ontology annotation, cellular component: nucleus.